UUUUUGAUAAUCGUUCUUUUUUAUUAAAUAUCCCGUUAAUUUUGUGAUUUGUGUUUAAAUUUGAUCUGCUUAGUUUUCGUCUGAUCGGACAUUGCACUUACUUUAAACUUUUUUUUAGUUUUUCUUGUGGUAGUUUGACUGAAAUGCUGAGAAGAAUGGGAAACAUUCCGGUGAAAUCAGACGACAACGAAAACGUUAUUCAAAAUGAAAAAUUGAAACAAAUCAGCGUUCGGGGCAUUGCUCAAGUUGAGGAUGUCAACGAAAUAAAGGCUGGAUUCAAUCGUCAUUUGCAUUAUACAUUAAUUAAAGAUCGAAAUAUAGCGACCGCUCAUGACUUUUAUAUGGCAUUGGCAAAUUGUGUUAAAGAUCACAUUGUGUCGCGUUGGAUUCGCACACAGCAAAUCAGCUAUCAACGUGAACCAAAGCGCGUUUACUAUUUGUCGAUGGAAUAUAAUAUGGGUCGAUUUUUACAAAAUAAUAUGAUUAACAUUGGCAUUGAAGAUGCGUGCGAUGAGGCUAUGUAUCAAUUGGGAUUGGAUAUGGAAGAAUUGGAGUCGAUGGAAGGUGAGUUGCAUCUGAGUAACGGUAGCAUGGGUCGAUUGUCCGCAUGUUUCUUGGACUCAAUGGCAUCACUUGGCAUUCCGGCGUACGGAUAUGGUAUUCGGUAUAAUGCUGGCGCAUUUACACAGCGAAUUAUUGAUGGCGAACAACACGAAGACGUUGACGAUUGGCUUCGUUUGGGCAAUCCAUGGGAACGAGCACGACCGGAAUACGUGUUUCCCGUUCAUUUUUAUGGUAAGGUUGCAAACUCGGCCAUCGGCCGUGAGUGGGUCGAUACACAAGUGGUUUAUGCAGUUCCGCAUGAUUAUCCCAUUCCUGGGUACAAAAAUAAUGUGGUGAAUACAUUGCGAUUAUGGAGUGCCAAAAGCACAGAGGGAUUCAAAUUGAAGCUGUUUAACAAUGGCGAUUAUAUUCAAGCGAUAUUCGAUCGAUGCCUCGCAGAGAAUAUAACGCGUGUCAUGUAUCCAACAGCUGCAAAUACAUAUGAAAAUCAAGAAAUCCGACUGAAACAAGAGUAUUUUCUAUGUUCAGCAUCGUUGCAAGAUAUAAUAACACGGUACAAAAGUUCAAAGGUAUCACAAACAGACACAGGUCGUACCGAUUUCACAAAUUUUGCCGAAAAGAAUAUAAUCCAAAUGAACAAUACGUAUUCCGCUUGGAUAAUUCCGGAGCUAAUGCGUAUAUUGAUUGAUGUUGAACAUUAUAGCUGGGGUGCAGCAUGGAAGAUUGUUAACAAUUCGUGUGCAUUUACAAAUCAUAACAUCCUAUCGGUGUCGCUUGAAAAAUGGCCCGUUGAAUUAAUUCAAAAAGUUUUACCCCGCCAUAUGGAAAUUCUAUAUCAAAUCAACUUUUUCCACUUGGAAAAUUUGAAAGAGACAUUUUGUGUAAAUUUGGAUACAGUAUACGGUCUGUCAUGUAUAUCUAACGAAUGUUUUGACAUGGCAAUGCUUGGUGUAUUGGGCUCGUGUGCAGUGAAUGGUGUUUCGAAAUUUCAUUCAAACUACUUGAAAAAUUUCACAUUUUCCAAAUUAUACGAGCUCGAACCGGAAAAAUUUCUUAACAUCACAAACGGCGUAACACCGCGGCGAUGGUUGUUUUUGUGCAAUCCGACGUUAUCGAAUGUCAUCUCUGAGAAGCUUGGCGAUAAGUGGCCAGUUCAACUUGAAAAAUUGGAAUCACUGCGAAAGUUAUGCCGUGACAAUAAUUUUAUGCGUGCCAUUUCAAAGGCCAAAGAGGAUAAUAAACAGAAAUUGGUGGAAACCAUUCACAAGAAGUAUGGCAUUGAAAUCGAUCCAUUCUCAUUGUUUGAUGUGCAAGUACACAAAAUUCAUGAAUACAAACGUCAAUGGUUGAACAUUUUGCACAUUGUUACGUUGUACAAUCGACUCAAGUACAAUAAAAACUAUUCGCCAAAACAAUGUCGAACUGUAUUUAUUGGUGGCAAAGCCGAACCAGGCGACAAAAUUGGCAAAUCCAUUAUCAAACUUAUUACAUCGAUUGCACAAAUUAUCAACGACGAUCCGGUCAUUGAUGGCAAAAUAAAGGUCAUUGUUCUGGAAAAUUACGGAGUCACUGUGGCUGAAGAGAUUAUUCCGUGCGCUGAUGUGUCACAACAUUUAACACUACCUGGUUCCGAAGCAUCGGGAACAAGUCACAUGAAAUUUAUGCUGAACGGCAGCAUAAUAGUCGCCACUUUGGAUGGUGCUAUUUUGGAAAUUGUCAACGAAGUUGGCCACGUGAAUAUGUUCAUUUUUGGCAUGAACUUUGAUGAAAAAAAAGAACUUCAAGCCAAAGGUUACGAUCCGAUGGAAGUGUACAAACAAAAUGCUGAUCUAAAACAGUGUCUCGAUCAAAUUCGCAGUGGUUUCUUUAGUCCACGCAAUUUGGAUGAAUUCAGCGAUUUAGUUGAUCGUCUACUUACAAAAGAUGAAUAUUUUGUUUUGGCCGACUACGAAGACUACAUUCAUACACAAGAUUUGGUUUCGACUACAUUCGAGGAUAAGAAGAAAUGGAAUGAAAUGGUCAUCCGAAACAUUGCGGUAAGCGGCCGAUUCUCUAUCGAUCGAACCGUUCGUGAAUACGCAAAGUUAAUAUGGAAUGUGGAGCCAAUGACUGAAGCAUUGCCGGCACCUGCUGAUUGUGAUAAAAUACUGAAUUAAAUUCAUCCAAUGUGAAAAAACGAAGAAAAAAAAUGCUCAUAAAUUAUUUCUUGUAAUCGAUUCUUUUUUUAUUAUAAUUAUUAAACGUUAGAAAUUUCCAGAGGAUAUUAA
Molecule: messenger RNA, 2831 nt
Organism: Contarinia nasturtii (swede midge)
Lineage: Eukaryota; Metazoa; Arthropoda; Insecta; Diptera; Cecidomyiidae
Product: glycogen phosphorylase-like
Exons: 6
Coding region: 144-2720 (858 amino acids)
Biological process (GO): glycogen catabolic process
Cellular component (GO): cytoplasm
Molecular function (GO): pyridoxal phosphate binding; glycogen phosphorylase activity
Source: RefSeq, a predicted model, not a curated record